This is a messenger RNA of Didymodactylos carnosus, 699 nucleotides long. NCBI's taxonomy places the organism in Eukaryota, Metazoa, Rotifera, Eurotatoria, Philodinida, Philodinidae. The record is from the annotation of a GenBank genome assembly.
AUGAAUUCAUUCGGAGCUGGAUCAGUUAUCGUACUCGCUGUAGUAAUAGGAAUUUAUUACCAACAGUACUUCAGGGAUGAAACUCGAAUCGUCCGACAUGCAUGGUUAACAUUGCUGACUAAUGACAAGUAUGUGCCAGGAUUGCUAGCUUUAACUCGUUCAUUAAAACGGGCUAACACCUCGUAUCCGUUAGUAGCAAUGAUCACUUUAGAUAGCGCAUCACAAGAAUCACAGCAAUCAAUUUUGAAUGAAGGAUGUCUGCUACGUCCAAUAGAAGGUUUAUUUCCUGAAUACGAUAAAACAAAUUUAGCAUUUGAACUUUUCAUUCAUUCAUGGACAAAACUACGAGCUUUCCAAAUGAUCGACAUUUGUGAUAAAUGUGUCUUUAUGGAUGCUGACAUGAUUGUUUUACACAAUACUGAUGAAUUACUUGAACUUGAAGACAACCCAAACUUUGCAGCUGCUCAGAGAUGUAUCUGUAAUCCAGAUAAUACUCCAUCACGUUUACCCUACGUGUAUAAUUCGUUAAAAACAUUUUCAAAAACUCAUCCAUACUUAUGGGAUGAAACAAGGAUUAAAGUGAUUCACUAUAUUCUAGCAAAACCCUGGAAUAAAGCAGAUCCAGGUAAUGCUGACUAUGAUAAAAUCAAUCGAUUGUGGCAGCAAGCCUAUACGUGGAGGAUGGAAACAAGAGCCUAA